UGCUAAUGUCACGCUAAUCGCUAUUUUGCAUGGAUUCGUGACUACUAUUGGUGAACUGUGGGGAAUACCAAGUGUAUUUAAUGGUGAUCGAUGGCAAAUUGACCGCUUCCGUAGUAAAAGCAUUCACGGGUCGCGUGUUCCCGUAACUCCUGGUGACUCAUCGAAGUCCUAUAUACAUUUGUCACCAUGGACACCGACGAUGGUGAAUCUUCAAGCAGUGGGCCUAUGUCUAGUUUAAAUAGCUUGUUCUCAUUCACAAGCCCUGCCGUAAAGAAGCUAUUAGGCUGGAAACAGGGCGAUGAAGAGGAGAAAUGGGCGGAGAAGGCAGUGGACAGUCUGGUGAAGAAGCUGAAGAAGCGGAAAGGCGCCAUCGAGGAGUUGGAGCGCGCUCUGUCCUGUCCCGGCACGCCUUCCAAGUGCGUCACCAUACCAAGAUCGCUUGAUGGACGAUUACAGGUUUCCCAUCGCAAAGGUUUACCGCACGUCAUCUACUGCCGAGUAUGGCGGUGGCCGGAUCUCCAGAGCCAUCACGAGUUGAAACCGCUCGAAAUAUGUCAGUAUCCCUUCAGCGCGAAGCAGAAAGAGGUAUGCAUCAACCCCUACCACUACAAGCGAGUCGAGAGUCCCGUAUUACCACCCGUGCUAGUUCCCAGGCAUUCGGAGUUCGCGCCUGGCCACUCCCUUCUACCUUUCCAAAGGACCACGGAACCAGCGAUGCCGCAUAACGUUUCUUACUCCGGAUCCGGGUUCCCGCCUUCAGCAUCAUCAGAACUGCCCGAUACUCCACCCCCGGCGUACUCUCCACCCUCAGACGACUCUGAACCCCCCGGGGAGGUCGCCCCGGUUUCGUACCAAGAGCCUUUAUACUGGGCGUCCGUUGCUUAUUACGAGCUGAACUGUCGAGUUGGCGAGGUAUUCCACUGCAACAGUCAUUCUGUAGUUGUAGAUGGCUUCACCGAUCCCUCGAACAACAGCGACAGAUUCUGCCUGGGGCAGUUGAGUAAUGUGAACAGAAAUUCCACUAUCGAGAACACGAGGCGUCACAUAGGCAAAGGUGUACAUUUAUACUACGUUGGCGGCGAGGUGUACGCUGAGUGUUUAUCCGAUGCAGCGAUAUUCGUCCAGAGUCGUAAUUGCAACCAUCACCAUGGGUUCCACCCUUCCACCGUGUGCAAAAUCCCCCCAGGGUGCUCGCUGAAGAUCUUUAACAACAGGGAGUUCGCCCAGCUUCUAUCCCAAAGUGUCAAUCACGGUUUCGAAGCGGUUUACGAGCUGACUAAGAUGUGCACGAUACGUAUGUCGUUUGUGAAGGGUUGGGGUGCGGAAUACCAUAGACAAGACGUGACUUCUACUCCAUGUUGGAUAGAGAUUCACCUCCAUGGUCCGUUGCAAUGGCUGGACAAAGUGCUGACACAGAUGGGCUCGCCCCAUAACGCGAUAUCGUCUGUAUCUUAGCCGUGUGUUCUUCCUUCUUCCCCCACCGGUUUUUUCGUAUUUUAUUUCGGAUUUAAUCUCGCAAAAUUAUUAUGUGCAUUUCUGUUACUUCGCUGCUUCCCGUUUAUGAUGGGAUUUCAAACUUAUAACGGGAUCUUAAGGUGCGUUUUCACUAAAACAAAUUCGGACAGGAAUCGCUAAAUCAGAUUGUUUCAUAGUCUCAAUAAUUGGAUUAGUUAGCUGGAGUUUUGAAAUCCCAUCGCAUUAUUCAAUUAAUAAAUUUCCGUACAAUGAUAACAUUACCAUUGUUAUGGUAUAGUUUUUUUUUUUCUAAUCUCACUUAUACACCAUGUUGCCAUGUAACGGUUUUAUAUUUUCUCAAAUGUAUGGGCCUCUUUGUUAAGGUGAAUUCUCACUGGUGCUACUUCGAACUGUUUAAAACGAAUUGGAUAUAAUUUUAAUUUAGCAGCUAUUCAUAAUUUUUAAUUAAAAUGGCUAUAGAAUAAAUAAUGUGCAUGUCAAAAUGCAAUAUUUUUCACGCGGUUUUUCGUGACUUAUUUCACAAUAAACAGAUCUACGUCUCAGAUAAUUAAAAAAAGCAAUUAAGUACUUAAUUGAUUUUUAUCUCUUAUUAAUCUGUUAUUUACAAAAAAAAAUGUAAUAGUCAUGUUUAAUCAUAAUACACUGUAUUAUUGACGCAUUUGAUUACCAACAUGAUGAUAAAUAUAAUAACCACAAACUUGUUAGAGCCACAGAAGCUAUAUUGUUAAAGCAUUCCUUACAUCAGUUUCAUAAUUUCUAACAGUCGAUAUUUAAUUUAAUUUUUUUUAAUCUUACGAUUCACCUUAACACGCCUAAAAUUAUUUUAUAAAAUUGUAGCUCAAAUCAUGUGUCCAAGAUGGAAGAAAACGUAAGACGUAUUUUUAAGUGUACUCGGUAUUUUAAUUAUAUAAAGACAUACAUUGAAAAUGGAUGAAUAUUUAAAUUGAAACUGAAUUUUGAAUAUUAUACUCGUGAAUGUUCAAUAUAAUGACAAGUUGAAGAUAUUAUUGGUGUAAAAUAAGUGUUCGAUUAAAAUCAAGCUGUUGCUUCUAAUAUACUAUGAACUCAAGAAGUAAAUUUUGAAAUACUAUUAUUAAUAUAUAAAGUUUACUAUAUAGUAUA
Molecule: messenger RNA, 2598 nt
Organism: Pararge aegeria (speckled wood butterfly)
Lineage: Eukaryota; Metazoa; Arthropoda; Insecta; Lepidoptera; Nymphalidae
Gene: Mad
Product: protein mothers against dpp
Exons: 3
Coding region: 187-1455 (422 amino acids)
Biological process (GO): transforming growth factor beta receptor signaling pathway; regulation of transcription by RNA polymerase II; cell differentiation
Cellular component (GO): heteromeric SMAD protein complex
Molecular function (GO): RNA polymerase II cis-regulatory region sequence-specific DNA binding; I-SMAD binding; DNA-binding transcription factor activity, RNA polymerase II-specific
Source: RefSeq, a predicted model, not a curated record